Molecule: messenger RNA, 1586 nt
Organism: Stegostoma tigrinum
Lineage: Eukaryota; Metazoa; Chordata; Chondrichthyes; Orectolobiformes; Stegostomatidae
Product: hepatic and glial cell adhesion molecule-like
Exons: 4
Coding region: 340-1248 (302 amino acids)
Source: RefSeq, a predicted model, not a curated record
GGUGAGGAGCCAGGCGAAAGCAGUAAAAUUAAUGGGGGGGUGGAGGAGGGAACACAAGUGUGUUCCUGCCCUCGGCAAAGAUAAGGAGCAAUGCAGGGGAGUUGCCCAAGGUGUGAGCAAUGAAAAAGCUAUCUGCAGAACAUGACGUGGUGUUCAAAUUCCUGUGGGAGAUGAUUAAGUCUCAGACGCCCUGCAAUUCACAUGGCACCUGGUUUCGGCAACACGGAGAGGGGGACUGCAGAUCCCUCGGUCAGCAUCGCCAGGCGGGACGAGGCACACCACAGUCGAAGAGCGUGCCGACUUUAAACGUAGGCGAGGAGGGUGCAGAUCUUCCCCACGAUGCCACACAGCCGAUGUGGAGUCACGCUGGCGCUGCUGUCCCUCUUGGCAGGGACGGUUGGGGCAGUGUCGCUGGGAUCAGGAGAGGUGGGCCAGCUCUACGUGAUUGCCGGGACCCCCCUGAGUUUGAACAUGCGUUACCCUGCGCUGGCCAGGCGCAGGAUCCACAGCGUGAGCUGGAAGGUGGACGAGCCAAUCUUCCGACGCAUCCUCCAGUACAUCGUGAGCAACAACAAGACAUACCCGUCCUCCACCUACAGGGGGCGCUUCCGCUUCCACAGCGAGAACGGCACCCUGGUCCUCCGCAACUUCACGUCCCGCGACGCGGGCCUGUACUGCAUCACGGUGACUGACGUCGAAGGGGCUGAGCAAACAGCUUGCACCCUGGUGCGGCUGUACGAACAGAUCUCCGCGCUGUCCAUUGAGGCAUUUAGGAGCGCCUACAAUCUGACCCUUCACUGCUCAGCGCAGAAUGGGACAGAUCUCCACUACCAUUGGCUAAAAGAUGGUGAAAAUCUUACAGAAACCAAUGAUGUGCUGAUAUCUGAUGAUGGCCAGCGACUAGCCCUUACCUCUAGAAAUCCAACACUUUGCGGGAUCUUCACCUGCCUCGUCACCAAUAAACUCGGCCAAGAAUCAGUGACCAAGACCGUUUCAGGUGCUGAAAAGAGGAUCGCGUGGUCUUUGAGCUCAGGGAGGAUUGCGAUUGAACCGAUCCUGGUGGAAAAAGAUCUUUCCAUCACAUCUCCCGGGACACAAAACAUCAAUCAGCAUUUCCUACCAUCCAGACUCUCGCCAGAGCGCAGUGGAUCUAACAGCAUAUCUCACUGUUCAGACUCUGCACUGAUCACAGUGGAUCUAACCGUAUCUGCCUCUGUCCAGACUCUGCCCAGAUCACAGUGGAUCUAACCCUGUCUGACACUGUCCAGAUUCUCCUCAGAUCGCAGUGGAUCCCACAGCUCCUCCCACUGUCCCGACUCUUCCCCAGAUCGCCAUGGAUCUGACAGCUCUCUAAGAAUCCAGUAGCUCCCCUGCGAUCUGCAGGAAGAGGUGGUUUCCAUGGGGGUGGGUGGGGGUUGUGUGGAGAUCACGAAGUGAAGGGAGCAGUCCUGCUGCUACUGGAUAUGAAACACAGCUGGAGGCUAUUCAGCCCAUCACACUAGAACUGUUGGUCAUUGACAAAUCACCUAUAAAUGCUUUAUUUUUGAUAUCGUAUGUGUAAUUUAUUAUAGAAUAAUAAAACCAAU